AUGGCCCAGCAAGUCAGAACCCCCCUCUGCGACCUCCUCAGCAUCCGCCAUCCCGUCCUCCUCGCCGGCAUGGCCCGCACCUCAGGCGGCCCUCUCGCCGCCGCAGUCUCCAACGCCGGCGGUCUCGGCACCGUGGGCGGACUCGGCUACACGCCCGCGCAGCUCGACGAGAUGCUCACGGAGCUCAAAUCGCACCUGGACCAGCCCAAUCUGCCCUUUGGCGUCGACCUGGCCCUGCCGCAGGUCGGCAACGGCGCCCGCGCCACAAACCACGACUACACCCACGGCCAGCUCGACGAGCUGAUCGAGGUCACCAUCCGCCACGGCGCGAAGCUAUUCGUCUCCGCCGUCGGCGUCCCGCCCGCGCGCACCAUCCGCCGCCUCCACGAGGCCGGCAUCCUGGUCAUGAACAUGGUCGGCGCCCCCAGACACGCUGAGAAAGCCAUGCAGGCCGGCGUCGACAUCAUCUGCGCCCAGGGCGGCGAGGGCGGCGGCCACACCGGCGACAUCCCCUUCUCCGUGCUCAUCCCCGCCGUCGUCGACGCCACGCGCAAGUACCGCUCGCCGCUGACCGGCCAGGCGCCGCUGGUGGUUGCGGCCGGCGGCGUCAAUGACGGGCGCAGCCUGGCGAGCGCGCUCAUGCUGGGCGCCGCGGGUGUGUGGGUGGGCACGCGCUUCGUUGCGGCCGAGGAGAGCGGCGCGAGUCGCAUGCACAAGGAGGCCGUCGUGGCUGCUGGGUUCAACGAGACGAUUCGCACCCUGGUGGUUUCGGGACGGCCGCUGCGCGUGCUGCCGAAUGAGUAUGUCAAGGAGUGGGAGAGGAGGCCCGAGGAGAUCAGGCGGUUGACGGAGAGCGGCGUGGUCCCGCUGGCGCACGAUAUGGAGGAGGGCAGGGAUGUCGAUCUGCCCUUCUUGAUGGGUCAGGUUUCGGCUCUGGUGAAGAAGAUCCAGCCUGCAAAGGAGAUUGUGGACACCAUGGUUGCUGAGGCCGCGCAGAUGCUGCGGCUGGGUAAUACGUAUUUGGUCUCGGGGAGCAAGUUAUGA
Uncinocarpus reesii 1704 is the source of this 1044-nucleotide messenger RNA. RefSeq lists its product as uncharacterized. The record is from RefSeq and is a predicted model, not a curated record. The transcript has a single exon. The coding region runs from base 1 to 1044 and encodes 347 amino acids. Lineage: Eukaryota; Fungi; Ascomycota; Eurotiomycetes; Onygenales; Onygenaceae. Gene Ontology annotation, molecular function: nitronate monooxygenase activity.